AUGAUAUGAUACCUCAUUUUCUUACCACCCAAUUCUCCAAAACUUUCAACAUAAAUGUGAAAAAUAUCUCUUUUCAACUCGACUCGACUCGACUCUUCUAACACAAAUCUUUCCAAAGCAUCGGAGUAUCCCGCGAUUGAUCGGUUAGGGCUAUAAUUAUUACUAUGUUUUCGAUACCUACAAGUUCGUAUGAAGUGGGAAUAGGAGGAAUUUUUCCGGAUUCUUUGCAUUAUUACCAAGUAGAAAUGGGAAACGGUUCGGAGAUGGUGAUGAGCCCGGUGGAAGCAAAAGCGAUGGCGGCGAGCAAUAACCACAAGGAAGCCGAAAGGCGAAGAAGAAAGCGGAUCAACGGUCACAUUGCCACCCUCAAAUCCAUUUUACCAAACACUAUCAAGACAGACAAGGCUUCCCUACUGGGAGAGACUGUCCGGCGAGUGAAGGAGCUGAGAAAAACAACCGCACAACUCCAACACGGCGCCGCCGCCGAUGCAACUACUACUACAGCUUCCUCGGCGUCACUACUCCGGCUGAUGUUCCCGAGCGAAACUGACGAACUCAUCCUCUGCCAGUGCGAGGAGGAUUCCCAGGUUGUCCAGGCCACGCUGUCCUGCGAGGAUCGGCCGGAGACCAUACUGGACCUGACUCAGGCGGUCAAAUCGGCCGACGGAAAAGUGGUUAGAGCAGAAAUGUCUACAGUUGGAGGAAGAACCAAGAUGGUUCUGUGGGUGAAGCUCAUGGGGGAAGCUGCCGCUGCCGAUUCGGGGAUACUAAGGCGGGCUUUGAGGAAGGCCAUGGACAAGCAGCAGACGGGCUCGGGCUUGGGCCCGGGCCCGGGCUUGCUGGGGAGCAAGCGGGGGCGUUACCAUCAUGGGAAGGGACAGGAAGAUGGUUGGUGGUGAUUAUGUCGGGAAAGACAAGCACGCCAUUCAUAUAUAUAUUAUAUAUGCGCUUUCAGAAUUUUAUUUUUCUUUUAUAUAAAAUAUACUCCCUUCUUCGUGCAACUGUGUGUUUAGG
Andrographis paniculata is the source of this 1014-nucleotide messenger RNA. RefSeq names its product transcription factor bHLH30-like. Gene Ontology annotation, biological process: regulation of DNA-templated transcription. The transcript is spliced from 3 exons. Gene Ontology annotation, molecular function: protein dimerization activity; DNA-binding transcription factor activity. The record is from RefSeq and is a predicted model, not a curated record. NCBI's taxonomy places the organism in Eukaryota, Viridiplantae, Streptophyta, Magnoliopsida, Lamiales, Acanthaceae. The coding region runs from base 165 to 899 and encodes 244 amino acids.